AUGAGUUCGCAAUUAAUCUAAAUGUGCAAGAGAUUUGUAAAUCUUUGAUAACACGAACUAGUGAACAGUUGAUGGGUGAGAGCAAAAUAGUAAGAACUUGCUCGCUGUAAAGUUUGAAUUGCGAUGAAACUCGAGCGCUAAUUAUAGACAGCAAUUACUUAAAUUAAACGGGUACACCAUCUCAGUAAUCUAGUCCAGUUGCUAAUUAAAGGACUAGUUAAGAAGCUGAUAAACAAAUCCAUAACUUUGUAAAGACGGUCCCAGUAAUUGAAAGCAUGACUGGAUGUAGUGCUGAUGCGACAACAAAUAUUGAGUUCCAUGGCGAAAAAGUGUUUGUCUUAAGAGUGCGACAGGCUAUAAUUUGCUUUGGCCCCAUACUGAUAACUAUAAGUCUGGGACUAGCAGAAGGUUAUUCAGCAAUUCUUCUGCCCCAACUGGUAAAGGAUGAAAACUGGCACAUCAAUUCAGAAUUGAGUUCGUGGAUCGCAUCAAUUGCAACCCUUCCAAUGUCGGUGGGUUGUUUACUUGGAGGAUGGUUGAUGGAAGUAAUAGGCAGAAAAAUGCUCCAUUUGGUAACGUGCGUUCCUAACAUUAUCGGAUGGUUGUUAAUUGGAUGUUGUGGCCAAAACCUAACAAUGUUGCUUGCAGGGCGAUUUAUUACAGGAAUGUGUGUCGGUGUUCUCAGCCCUGUUCUGGUCAUUUACGUAGCUGAAACCUCCGAUCCAUCAUUCCGUGGCUUUCUGCUUCCAGCUCUUUCUCUGGCUCUAAAUAUCGGCAUUGCUCUCGCUCACAUUUUGGGAACAUAUCUCGAAUGGAAACUAGUCGCUCUCUUAGCGCUCAUAUUUCCUUCGGGCUGCUUCAUCCUGAUGCUUUUUGUGCCCGAAUCGCCGACGUACUUAAUCAAAAAAGGGAAACCUGAAAUGGCAAAAAACGCAUUCGACUGGUUUCGUGGGCAUUCUGUGGAAUCAAAUGCUGAAUUUGCUAUUCUAUCAUCCAAGCAGAUAGAUGAAUCGUCUUUGUCCAGACAGACUUUUUUGCAACACCUGGAAGUGUUCAAGCGGCCGGAGUUUUACAAACCGCUGUUGAUCUUAAUGAUCUUCUUCAGCACGAUGCAGUGGGCUGGCAAUAAUCCCAUUGCUUUUUACACGGUCACUAUUCUUCAGGGCUCUUUGGGAGACUCUUCAAUCAACCCAUACACAUCGAUGCUCAUUAUGGACGGUGUGAGAAUAUUUGCUUCGGUAUUGGGUUGCUUUGCUCAACAGUAUCUGAAGAGGCGAAAGCUCAUGAUGAUCAGUUGUUCUGGAACGACAAUUUCCCUACUGGUUUUAAGUCUGUAUUUGUUUCUAAAUGGGCGAUAUCCAUCUGACGCUGACCUAUCAUGGAUUGUAGUCGCUUCCUUUGUGGGCUACGUGCUGUUUAUCAAUGCCGGUUUGCUGCCUUUGCCCUAUUCAAUGAGCGGAGAGCUGUUCGCUCAAUCUUCUAGGGGUUUAGGCAGUGGAAUCGUCACUUUAUACAAUAUGAUUCUGAUGUUCAUUUUGGUAAAAAUUACCCCCUCAUUGUUCGAAGGGUUAGGACCAGCCGGAACGUUUCUGCUCUUUGCAAUUUGCUGCUUUGUUGGUAUGGGGCUGCUUAUAGCAACUCUUCCAGAAACCAAAGACAAGCCACUGCAUGAAAUAGAGGAAUGUUUUAAGGGAAGCGAUGCACGGUAUCCAAAUCUUCGGCAAAUGCUUUAAAUGUUUCAAAAAUAUAAAGAUUUGGAAGCACGUUUAAAAAAACUACUUUUUGGUUAGAAUUGUUGAAACUGAAGGGCCAAUUUUUUUGGAGAGAGAUAUUCGCUUUCAGAUACUAAAAAUUUAGAAGACAUUUUGGGAUAUCUACCACUAGAAUCAAUAAAAGGAUUUUAGAAAGAAAAAUUUAAGCAAACUGCAAAUCGCUAUCGAUGUGAUUAUAGCCGAUAAAAUAGAUUCUGCUUCAUUGAAAAUUGGCUCUUUUGAGCCCGUUUCAGAUGUGACUUUAAACCACUUUAUUGGUGUUGUCAGUUCCAUUUGAUUUCGCCGACUUAUAAUUUGAUCAACCUUUCUAUAUGAUUAAGACCAUUUUUCUUUCGGUUUUCCAUAUAUGUUGAGGAGGAGCAGACCUCCCGGGAGCUUUGCACCCGCCAGUAAAACGAAUUGUAGAGCGAUUGGUAAAAAAGCCGAAAAUGCAAAUAUUCCCUUUCAGAAGAAGCACAUUAUCGAGACUUCUUUUGUGAGUUUAUUUUAGGCUUUAUUGGCGGCGAAUUACCCGGGAAAUUGACAGUGGAAAAAGGGUUUAAGUUUUAUAUUUUCCAGGCCAUCAGCUAUUCAUGGGCUGCUGAUAACAUGAUGUAGCUUAAUACGGUGUUUUUCUGCGGGCUUUUUUUAAAUUGUCUGCAUAAUAGUCCUUGGAACUUAUGUAAACAUCUCGUCAAAGUCCAGAUAGGAUAGAUAUGUUCGAAAUCAUAUUAUUAAAGUUGUUUGUGUACAUUGA
Messenger RNA from Dendroctonus ponderosae (mountain pine beetle), 2508 nucleotides. Its product is annotated as facilitated trehalose transporter Tret1-2 homolog. Gene Ontology annotation, molecular function: transmembrane transporter activity. Gene Ontology annotation, biological process: transmembrane transport. Gene Ontology annotation, cellular component: membrane. The coding region runs from base 276 to 1733 and encodes 485 amino acids. The record is from RefSeq and is a predicted model, not a curated record. The transcript has 5 exons. NCBI's taxonomy places the organism in Eukaryota, Metazoa, Arthropoda, Insecta, Coleoptera, Curculionidae.